This is a messenger RNA of Hirundo rustica (Barn swallow), 1615 nucleotides long. RefSeq names its product sterile alpha motif domain containing 12 (gene SAMD12). The coding region runs from base 61 to 672 and encodes 203 amino acids. The record is from RefSeq and is a predicted model, not a curated record. Gene Ontology annotation, cellular component: cytoplasmic side of plasma membrane. Gene Ontology annotation, biological process: cell surface receptor protein tyrosine kinase signaling pathway. Gene Ontology annotation, molecular function: protein binding. The transcript has 6 exons. Lineage: Eukaryota; Metazoa; Chordata; Aves; Passeriformes; Hirundinidae.
GGCCGGGGCAGCGCCGCCGGGGCCGGGUCGGCGGCCGGCGCACUAUGCGAGGCCGGGAGGAUGGCGGUGGAAGCUAUCCAUUGCAAUCUGAAUCCAAAUGGUAUUGAUCACCCUGUCCCCACAGAAGGUAUUAAUCUGCAGCUUGAAGGCGAAGGAAUUGAUUCGCCUGCCGUUAAGAACACUGGUACUCCAAAAGGGCCUGAGUCAAAAGACACACCCAAGAGACAAGUGGAACCGGAAAUAUCUAAGUCUGGGACUGUGAAGCUGACUAAGCCUGUGGCGUUAUGGACCCAGCAGGAUGUCUGCAAAUGGCUGAAGAAACAUUGCCCUAAUCAGUAUCAAAUCUACAGUGAGUCAUUCAAACAGCAUGACAUAACUGGCCGUGCUUUGCUGAGACUUACUGACAAAAAGCUUGAACGAAUGGGCAUUGCCCAGGAAAGCCUGCGACAGCACAUUCUGCAGCAAGUCCUUCAGCUGAAGGUGAGAGAAGAAGUCCGAAACCUCCAGCUGCUUACACAAGGGCUUUGCAGAAGGCAAAAGACUCUAAAACCACCUGAAUCUCAGAAAAGAAACCGAGGUACCUCCAGAUGGAAUGAGAUGAACCACACACCAGAAAUGUCUGUUGCUCUCUAUUGUGGAAGAAAGGAAGCCCCAGCAGAGAGCUCUCCAUAAACAUUUCCAACCUCUAAAGCUGCUGUCCUGCCACUUGAUAUGAAAGUGAACUUUCCUUCAUGAAAAAACCCACAAUAAAUGGCGUUGCCAGAGGAUGACCAUGGAGGAUUGAAGACAAACUUGAAGUAAAAUCAGCCCACUCAGCUGAUACAUUCUGGGGAGACCUGGUUUGCUGUGGUGGUAAUAUGUGGUGCAAAAUAUCCAAAAUAUCUAAUUUGUUGAGAAUGGUCACUGACAGACCUUCAGCUGGAAAAUUUGUUCCAGUCUUCAUCACUGUGCAUAACUUUUGAGUUCCCUUUAGGGGACUGUCUAUGCCCUUCACUAGAAGUCCUGUUUUAGCAUGGCAACUACUGGAUUCUUUUAUUAUGUAUGCAGAUGGCAUGAUGUUUUAGGAAAAACUUGCAACAAUUCUCCAAUCUCAGUGGAUAUGUUCACAAUAUUACACCCUGAUAGGAAUGUAAACGUCUUGUAUGUGUUAGUUUUGCAGUCUAAUGGUAUUCUGUUCAACAAUAUCAGCACUUCAUAUGUGCUUUUCUCACAGAAUUAGCACAGUCCAUAUAUAUAAUAGUCAUUUUUUUAAAAUACUGAGGCUAUGUUUCAGUGUUUGUGCUGAGACUGCAUCCAAACUGAAGCCCAGUACUGUCAUCCCUUCCUUCACUGAUUCACAGUAGGUUGUAUAGAUAGAUUUGCACGUGGCAGAGAUGUGACUUCUUUUAUCAAGACUUAGAGAACAGAUGUCACAGAGGUAGCCCAGAACAGGGCAGUUUGAAUGAGCUGUAGGAUACUGUGUCUGCUCUCCCUCUCACCCACCAAAUAUCAAAAGGUCUCGUUUCUGGUGUGCCAGUGUGUUUUCUAACUCAGCGAGGGAGAGGCAAGGGAGAGAGCCUUUCUCAGACAUGUAUGUGACCCUGGAUUUGAUCUGCAAUAAAACCAGAAUAAACUG